Cyprinus carpio (common carp) is the source of this 3257-nucleotide messenger RNA. RefSeq names its product syntaxin 6. The coding region runs from base 193 to 963 and encodes 256 amino acids. The record is from RefSeq and is a predicted model, not a curated record. Gene Ontology annotation, biological process: intracellular protein transport; Golgi vesicle transport. Gene Ontology annotation, cellular component: membrane. NCBI's taxonomy places the organism in Eukaryota, Metazoa, Chordata, Actinopteri, Cypriniformes, Cyprinidae. The transcript has 8 exons. Gene Ontology annotation, molecular function: SNAP receptor activity.
CGUGCGCGUGUGUGUCUAGACGCUGGAGGACCCGGAUGUGAUUCCGCCGAGCAAUGGAGGCUGAGCGGAUCCGGGCUCCGUCCCACAUGUAAACAACACAUUAAGCGCUCUCCUUUGUUUAAGAGAAGCAAAACCAGCCGCGAUCAGGAGCAUGAGAUUAUCGCACAAGAAUCGACUCAUCUGAGCACCAAAAUGUCGAUGGAAGACCCGUUUUUCGUGGUGAAAGGAGAGGUGCAGAAGGCUGUGAACACAGCUCAGGGGCUCCAUCAGAGAUGGAUGGAGCUGCUACAGGACCCGGGUGGAGCCAGCAAGGAGGAGGUGGACUGGACCACCAAUGAGCUGAGGAACAGUUUGAGGUCCAUUGAAUGGGACUUGGAGGACUUGGACGAGACUAUCAGUAUUGUGGAGGCUAAUCCAAAGAAGUUCAAUCUCGAUGCGAUGGAGCUGGCCAAGAGGAAAGCCUUCAUCACUAGCACAAGGCAAACAGUCCGGGAGAUGAAAGACCACAUGUCUAGUCCGAUGGCAGUUACGGUGUCCGAGAGGAAAAAUCGACAGACUUUAAUGGGUCAUGGUGGGUCUCGUGGCCCAAUCUGGCAACCCAGUGCUGAUAAGUACACCAGACUAGACCGGGAGCUGCAGACGGCAAACUCACAGUUCAUCGAGGAACAACAGACCCAGCAACAUCUCAUAGCAGAACAGCAGGAUGAGCAGCUGGAGUUGGUGUCGGGAACUAUUGGUGUCUUGAAGAACAUGUCUCAAAGGAUCGGCCAAGAGCUGGAUGAGCAAGCUGUAAUGCUGGAUGAUUUUUCACAUGAGAUGGACAGCACUCAAUCCAGACUGGAUAACGUCAUGAAGAAGCUGGCUAAAGUGUCUCACAUGACCAGCGAUCGGCGACAGUGGUGUGCUAUCGGCAUACUUCUGGCCAUCCUGUUUGUCGUGAUCAUCCUCUUCAUUGUUCUGUGAACAGCACUCCUCCGUCCUCUGCCACUACAGCGCUCCCUCCUGCGAACGGUCGCUCCAGCGAAGGAGCUUUGGAGACAAACAAACCCUUUCUCCAUCUUUAGUCCAUGAUACAGUACAACGCUGCUGCUUCGUAACCUUUUUGCUUUCUUACAAACAACCCAGACUGAAAACAAAUGGGUAACAUGGCGUGUAAAAACAAGGGCUGUUUUUUCGCAAGCACAUUUUCAGUUUGGCGAUAAUACAGUCUGAAUCAUUUCGUACAAGUUGUGUCGUAAUCCAAGGUAAAUCAUUUCUUUCCAAUGGACCAUGAUUUUUAAUGCUUAAAGGGAUAUUUCGUCUAAAAAUGAAAUUACCCCAUGAUUUACUCACCCUCAAGUCAUUCUAGAUGUAUAUGACUUUCUUCUUUCAGACGAAUACAAUUGGAGUUAUAUUAAAAAAUGUCCUGGCCCCUCCAAGCUUGAGGGUCUUGAGGGUGAGUAAAUCAUGGGGUCAUUUUCAUUUUUGAGUGAACUAUCUCUUUAAACAGCUGAAAGAAUCAAGUGCUACUAGAAAAUAUUGCUGAGGUUAUUUCCUGUGCACUGCUUUAAUAGUCGGUUUAGACCACUGUUAAUUAAUCAACACUAACUAACUACUAAUGUACUAAACACUGGAGUUUAACAAACCAGACACUGUUUAAGCGGGUAUGUUGCUGAUCAUACUAAUGCGAAUGAGUUAUUUACUGUCAAAGUGUUUAUUUCUGUGUGCUUUGUUUAGUUUUUUUUACUUCUGAGUUAUCGAUAAUCGGUUACUAGUGAGAUUUAUUCACGCACUGCGGUUGAACUGAAUGGAAUUGUGUUUUUAAUGGAAACGUUGAUGUUAAACUCUCUGGAUAACUGCCUGAAAGUCUUUAAAUAAUAGGUUAACAGUUCAAAUAUUAACAAAAAAAAUUGAGCUUUAGUCAGCAUUAAAUAUGUGAAUUGCGUGACAAUUGGUUAUUAAUCUGUGAACUAUAUCUUGGUUAUAGGUCACUGUUUAGCCAGUGCCUUAGCACAGAUGAGGGUGAAGUUACAUUUCAUUUUAGAAAGCCAGGCACUUGUGACAAAACGUUAGAUUGCGUUUCACAUUCUUAAACUGCUCAGCGAGGAUGUUCGUCCAGUAUUUAGAAUAUAUAUUUACACAAACCGACGGUUUGCGCUAUAUUUCCACUGCUAACUCAAAUGGAAACAUAUAAAGCAGCAGUCGCUAAAAUGAAAAUCAUCGUAUAUAACACUACAUAUUCUGUGAUAAACAUGAGUACAUUUAUCUUACUGGAUAUUUGUAUUGUUUUUGUUUUGUUUGUGUUGUUUUAAUAAUCUCUUGGGUAAAUCACACAUAGAAAUUAUGUAUUUCACCCCAAAAUUGUGUUCUGCGUAUAAAACGAAGCCUUUUUUCCUGCAUUAUUAUAGGCUGCAACAUUAUUUCCAUGCCAGUUAAUGUGAAGAAUCAUGAUUUUUAUGUAAUAUAGUAAUAAAACUUAUCUUGUCUGGGCUUAAUUAUUUUAAAUAAAUAACAAAUUCAAUUUAAUUUAAAAUCAAUUAAAUUUAAUACAUUAAAUAUUACUUACUUUUAUUGUAAUUUAAUAUAUAUAUAUAUAUAUAUAUAUUUCACAUUACAGUAAAGAGGAUUAAUAAAAUGUGCCCAAUCAUGCAAAUAAUGUCAUAAUGCAAAAAAAGUCUGAUCCUAAAAAUAUAUAUAUGUAUUUUUAAUGUGAACUAUGGACAUUUUUGACAGACUUGGUGUGAUUUACCCUUCUACAUGUUCCAGCUUUCUGUUUUUGAGCAAUCACAUAAUUUGUUUUUCAUAAUCAUGAGGACAAAUACAGGGAAUUUGCAGUGUUUUAGUUUACUGUUUAGACAUUUCCAUCAGGCCCAUAUAAUAGUGUUCAGCUGAUUCUGACUGCCCUCGGUCACAUGAUGCAGUAGGUCAGCUCUGAUUGGUUCGCAGUAUGACUGAAUCGAUUAUGCAAUUUUACGAUACAAAUAAAAUGAUACAAUUGCACAAUUACGUCACUGUUGUUGAGUCGCAGUGACGGAGCAGAGAGAUCAAGGUAGUGAACAGGCUCAUAAACGCUGUUCUUCCUGACUGUGUGAACUUCAGUUGUACAUGUUCGUUUGUUUGCUCCUGAAGAGAAUGAUAGAAAUUUGUAUUUUUUUUUAGCCCUCAUUGUUUCUCCUCGUCCCUCAGAAAACUAUGUCAUACCUCCCCAUGUACCCACAAUCCCUCAGUUUAUCACUGUGUGAAGCUCUGAGCCCCAUUAAAAACAAGUCAUUGAAAAA